CAGCCGGGGACUUUCUAUACUGACAGCUGUUGGAUGUUUGGUGAUGGUGGCAGUGGUUUUCAUUACGUUAACAAUAAGUGAAAGUAGAUAGGACUAUUAUUUAAAUCGCUAAAAGAUGGAAGAUUUAAAGAAAAGAAUUGAGCAACUAGAAGAAGAGCUUAAAGCUGAGAAAUUAAAAAAUGAGACAUCUUCUGUGGCACGUCCGAAAAUCAGUCAAAUGUCAUCUGAAGUGGUGGACUCCAAUCCGUACAGUCGACUAAUGGCUCUAAAACGGAUGGGGAUUGUUGAAAACUAUGAGAAAAUCCGGGACUACACUGUGGCAGUAGUUGGUGUUGGAGGAGUUGGCAGUGUGACUGCUGAAAUGCUCACACGUUGUGGAAUUGGCAAAUUGAUUCUGUUUGAUUAUGACAAAGUUGAACUGGCCAAUAUGAAUAGACUCUUUUUCCAACCUCAUCAAUCUGGUUUGUCAAAAGUAGAAGCUGCAGCCAACACCCUCACUUUCAUCAAUCCAGAUGUGCAGUUUGAAACACAUAAUUAUAAUAUUACAACUAUGGAUAACUUUCAACACUUCAUGGGGAGACUCAAAGAGGGAAGUUUAACCAGUGGUCCCGUAGAUUUAGUUCUAAGCUGUGUGGACAACUUCGAAGCCCGAAUGGCCAUAAAUGCCGCUUGCAAUGAGAUAAAUCAAAUAUGGUUUGAAUCAGGUGUAUCUGAAAAUGCUGUCUCUGGUCACAUACAGUUCUUAAUUCCUGGGAAAACUGCCUGCUUCGCUUGUGCCCCUCCCCUAGUUGUGGCUUCAAAUAUAGACGAGAAGACAUUGAAAAAGGACGGAGUAUGUGCCGCAAGUCUUCCAACUACGAUGGCUAUUGUUGCCGGAUUUCUGGUUCAAAACACUUUAAAAUAUUUGCUGAAAUUUGGCCAAGUGAGUUAUUACUUGGGUUACAAUGCAAUGCAAGAUUUCUUCCCUACCAUGAUGAUGAAGCCAAACGAUGGAUGUGAUGACUACUAUUGCCGCUUGCGACAAAAAGAGCAAAGAGAAUCCUUAAUUCUAAAUCCUGUGGAGGAAACUGUAAGCGAAGAAGUAGCCGCCAUCAUACACGAAGACAAUGAAUGGGGAAUUUCUUUGGUUGAUGAAUCAGAACCCGUUGUCGAGGGAGCUCGCAGUGAAAUAGCACCCGGAAUCCAUGCAGCGUACGAUUUGCCUGCUGCUGAAGAGGUAGUAGAAGGGUCACCCGACUCUGCUGAUGCCAAUAUCAGUCUCGAAGAACUUAUGGCCCAGAUGAAAUCCAUGUAAAGUAUAUAUUAAUUGUUAACUAUCCAUGGAAAAUUGUGUGUUGAAAAUGGUACAGAGUACCAAAUAUUCCUAUAUUCAACAGGGGGUUGUUACAUUUCACAUACAUUAAUGGUUUUAAGACA
This is a messenger RNA of Daphnia carinata, 1416 nucleotides long. RefSeq names its product ubiquitin-like modifier-activating enzyme 5 (gene Uba5). NCBI's taxonomy places the organism in Eukaryota, Metazoa, Arthropoda, Branchiopoda, Diplostraca, Daphniidae. Gene Ontology annotation, biological process: protein ufmylation. The transcript is spliced from 7 exons. The record is from RefSeq and is a predicted model, not a curated record. Bases 116 to 1294 code for a protein of 392 amino acids. Gene Ontology annotation, molecular function: UFM1 activating enzyme activity. Gene Ontology annotation, cellular component: cytosol; cytoplasm.